UUUCAAAAUAAAUGUCGACAAAUGUACAUACCAAUGCCAGUUUUUUUUCAAAUUUCACAAGGUUCUAUAACAAUAUUUCAUACGUCGAAAGAUAUAGGUAUCGACUUUUUUUCGUAAAUGUCACAAGGUUUUACACUGAAAUUUUUAUAUGUCGGAAGAUAUAAGUGCCAAUACUUCUUGUGUUGCAGGGUUUUAAAGGGAAAUUUUCAUAUGUCGACGAAGAUAUGGUUGGUGAAACUUUAAAUGUCACAAUAUUUUAAAUCGCCAUAUUCGUAUGUCAAAAAAUGUAAGUACUGUUUUUUGUUGUUGUUGUAAAUAUUGCAGUAACUUUUAGCGACACUAAUACAAUCGACACUUGGACAAAAUUAACCAGUUUUUUUUUUUUAUAAUUGUAAGCACAAGACUAUGACGACAUUUUAGCAUCUCCCAUCAACGUAUGAAAAUUUCGCAACUUCUUUUAUGGUGCAAAAUAUUUAUUGCAGAUGAGCUAAGCCGAGGCUACAGCAUUCCCUGAAGGGUGCGGAUAGUAUAACAACACUCAUAGUGUUGUUAUACUAACAACAAGAUUCAUUAAGGGUAAAAGGGUAAACUAACACAAAAUAGCAAAUUAAAAUUAAAUAAAUAGAUUCUCAAUCCCCAGCCUUCUCCUCUCCGUCUCUCGAUCUCUUCUCGCUGUUGCUGCCCGUGAGAAAUCUCUGCCUCCUCCUGAUCCCGUUUCCCACGCCGCUGUCCAGAAACCUCUUCGGUCGGAACUCGGAAGGCUCUUCCCACAGCUACGGAUCCAUGUGGAUGGCCCAAGCGUUGACCAUGAUUUCGCCUUCUUCGGGAUGGCAUACCCGCCGAUGGUACACGGAUGGAUGGCAAUCCUCCAGCGCCGACGGCAAUCCUCUUUCGGCCGCCCAAUUCUCUUCCGCCGCCACUCAAUCCUCCUCCAUCCAAGACGUAUCGUCCUCCUUCUGGCGCCGACGCCAAUUGAUUGAUUUCAAAGGCGCAAUCUUCAAUUCAAUUUUGUCUCCCCUCAAAUUCGCUAUUUAGGCUGUGUCAUCGAUGAUGAUUGGACUGACGACAAGAACAGAGACUGGAUCGCCGAAAAUGGCUAGAACAGAGUCUUCUCAGGCGAGGGCACUGCUGUAGCGUUCCGAGGAGUGGCCGAUGGCGAUUUCCAUCUACGGCGGCAGCGGGGAAGCAACUAGAUGGGAAGAACAAGUUGAAGCUAGGGUUCCAUGUAGUGUCCUCGACAAGAAAGCAAAAUGAAUGGUGGGAAGCAGGCUGAGGGAUUGGCGUCGGGCUGGCUGGCUGGUUGGGGAUGAACCCAGGCAGCGUGGUGGUUGCUUGUUGUUCCAAGAAAUGAGAAGAGAAGAGAAAGGUUUCCAAUUCUGUUGGUCGAUUGGGACAACAAAGAAGAAGAAUAAUAAUAAUAAUAAUGCAGGAGCAGUAGCAAGAGGAGGUCGUUGGAUGAUGGGUGUUUGUAUUGUGUUUGUGAAAGGCUGAAUUAGAGCUCUUGGUCUGAGUUAUGGUGCUUGGGUUAUGGCGUUAGCAUAGAUGGAGUUUCUAGUUUUGUUAUGGUUGGUAUGGAAAUGUGUGAAGCAGUGAUGGGUUUGCAUUUAGAAGGUGUAAUAAUUGACACUUUUGAUUGUUAAAUGCAGCGAUAUUGGUGGUUUAGAGUUGCUCGAUCUUGACAGUUUUGUUUUCAAUCCAAAAAGCAGUUGCAAAGGAACGCGAUACAAAUCCGGAUUACUUCAAACAAAUACUCUAUUUUGUUUGGUAAUUAUCUGAAUUUUUAUUGGGAAUUGAAAAAUGAGGAUUCUGGGUUGAUUCUUUUUUCCUAUUUAACAUGUAAAGGUUGUUCGAGAGACUAUGAAUCAUUGUGAAGGGGUUUUUAAUGUAUUUUAGUGUAUUAUUGUGUUUAUCGUAUGCAUUUAGGAGUUAUCGAUAUGCAGAUCACUAGUCUUUAAUAAAUACACCAGAAACCUCCUAAUGCAGACCACAAACGUGAUAAAAAAACCACAAAAAAGCAAACCAGAAACCUCCUAAUGCAUACCACAAAUUCCCUAAAACAAACCACAAACCUUACAAAGCAAACCACAACAUUUGCGAAAACACACCAGAAACCUCCUAAUGCAUAUCACAAACACAAAGCAAACCACACAAAAAAGCAAACCACAAGUCUUUCAUAUGUACACCAGAAACAUACUAAUGCAUACCAUACAAGUGAUAAAAAAAACCACAAAAAAGCAAACCAAAAACCUCUUAAUGCAAACCACAAAUCUCCUAAAACAAACCACAAACCUCACAAAGCAAACCACAACAUUUGCGAAAACACACCAGAAAUCUCCUAAUGCAAACCCCAAACACAGUAAAUCAAAUCACAAAAAAACAAACCAUAAAUGUCCUAAUGCAGACCAAAAAUAUAUUAAAACAAACCAGAAACCUCACAAAGCAAACCACAGAAUUUUAAAAAACACACCAGAAACCUCAUAAUUCAAACCACAAACACGUUAAAUCAAACCACAAAAACAAACCAGAAACCUCCUAAUGCAUACCACAAAUCUCCUAAAACAAACCAAAAACCCCACAAUGCAAAACACAAAUUUUUUGAAAGCAAACCAGAAUCUUCUCAAUGCAAACCAUAAACACGAUAAAGUAAACUAGAAACUUCUCAAUGCAAACCACAAACACAAUAAAGCAAACCACAAAAGGCAUACAAAAAUGUGUGAAACCAAACCAUAAAUCUCACAAUGUAGACCAUACAUCCGGUGGUCGUUGACCGUUGACCAACCUCCGAUGACCUUCAGUGACCGGAUUCCGGCGCCGAUAAGCAUAUUCCGGCCCGGUGACUAGAUUCCGAUGCCGGUAAGCAUAUUCUGACGCCGGUAAGCAUAUUCCGGCGACGGUGAGCAUAUUCCGAUGACAAAAAAGCAUAUUCCGGCGACAAAAAAGCAUAUUCCGGUGACCGGCGACCAUUUUCCGGCGACCGGUGGCAGACUUCCGACGACCAAAUUUUUGGGCAGAAAAUAAAAAAAAUUAUUAUUUUUAUUUUUUUAUUAUUUUUAUUUUUUUAUUAUUUAAACAUAUUUUUCAUAAUGACAAUUAUACCCCUGUUUUGAUUUUACACUAGGUCAACUCAACUAAUAAAAAGUCAUCACAUCUCUAGCUUCCUAUUGGUUGGGGACUAGUGUUGUUACAAUAACAACACAAUGGGUGUUGUUACAAUAACCGGUCCCAGCAUGAAGAUCGAGCCCAAGCGAUUCCAGGGCUCCAGGCCCAAUUGGUAAUUAAACAUAAUCAGGCGCAUAUACGAUGACCUGGGCCUUAAAGGGAAUCAGCCACAUCCCGUUGCUAUAUGCGACCGGCUACCCAUUAAAUGGCCACAUUCCCGUUGCUAUUAGUUUUAUAUGAUCCGCUAUCCUCUCUGCCAAGUCCAACAAUCAAAAUGCCAGUUUUAUGUCUUGUUUUGUCAUCUCUUAAACUACAGAUGGAAUAAUACAUAUUAAAAUCGGAAUGGAUCAUGAAUUUGAAACUCACUGGUAAACAAGGUCGGAAUAUCGAAAUCAUAUGUGAACGAUAUGAUGAUCAAAAGUAAAUACGGUCAACAUUUGGAGAUUUGCGAAAAACAUUUAAAAUCAUGUUGACUCUUCAAACUGCACCUCGGCCCCCUUGAGUAUGCGUCUUUGGCACAUAUAAGCAUGAAAAUUUUCGGGGUUCAUGAUCUCUAAACGGGGCAUAUAAGCUAGCCCGAUUUGAAAUUCACCACGAGGCAAAAAUAAGAAUUCAAAAUCUACGAUCCGCCUCCAAACAAGUUAUUACAACAUUUUUUCAUUCCAAAUCACAAAUAGAAGCUUUCAGAUCCAAAUGAACCCAAUCUAUAUAUUAAAACUCCCACAAACUAGAGACUAAUUGGAUUUCCAAACAGCAAUUUGUAACCUUUUAUGACCCAAAAAUAGUUAUUUUUCGAAACAAAGGAGGCUCCACGGUUUGAAAUCUAGCCAAGUGUGUCUGCCACUUCUCCAUUAUAAAAAAGAGUGUCUGCAAAUCUAGCUAGCUGCAAGUGCUAAAUGGUUGUCGGAGAUAUCGGGCAAAUGAAGUCUCUACAGCUUGCUAUAGGUCCAAUUGGUAAACAUAAUCAUGAGCUUACAAUAAAAUUGAGUAGGGAUUGUUUGUUAAGUAGACUUAAUCUCCAAAGGUGCUUUUUAACUUCUAAUCAUAGCCCAGUAAAAUGCCAUCGCGUAU
This is a messenger RNA of Linum trigynum, 4230 nucleotides long. The record is from the annotation of a GenBank genome assembly. NCBI's taxonomy places the organism in Eukaryota, Viridiplantae, Streptophyta, Magnoliopsida, Malpighiales, Linaceae.